Molecule: messenger RNA, 4542 nt
Organism: Rhodotorula toruloides NP11
Lineage: Eukaryota; Fungi; Basidiomycota; Microbotryomycetes; Sporidiobolales; Sporidiobolaceae
Product: Ca2+:H+ antiporter
Exons: 9
Coding region: 1-4542 (1513 amino acids)
Biological process (GO): intracellular calcium ion homeostasis; calcium ion transmembrane transport
Cellular component (GO): membrane; endomembrane system
Molecular function (GO): calcium:proton antiporter activity
Source: RefSeq, a predicted model, not a curated record
AUGGACGACCCGCCUCGCCCGUCCUCUUCCGCCGGCGAUUCUUCCUCUGAAUCCACCAGCUCGAGCGACACGAUCGCAGGGCCUUCGACCGCGGCGCCUGUCGCGCAGGCCGACACGACUCCUGUAGCAACUCCCGAACCGGCGACCCACGAAGAGCUCGCUACGACUCCCACUCCGCAACCCUCGCAACUCUCCCGCACGCCUCCCGCUUCCAAGCCAGUCCCCUCAUACGCCGCCAUCGCAGCCAAGUCUCCGCAGCCUCCGGCUCACACGCAGACCCCGCCACCUCGCCCUCGCACGCAUUCCAGCACGACAGCAGCCUCGUCCUCGUUCAGCUCGCCCGCCAGACGAGACCUGAGCGCGAGUGACGCCAUCCUUCACGAGGAGGAGCCUUCGGCGUACGGUACCGCGGGCGAGGAGAUGCACGAUGAGGAAGAAGACCGCUUCUUCACGCCGAUGCAGGGCGGAGCGUCCGGUGCGAGACGACCGAGUGCUUCGGCCACGGGCGCGCGAACACGUCCUCCAAGUGGUGCGGUUCCCAGCACCUCUAAUGCGGCUCGACGAAGCAUCAGCGUCAACACCUCCGUCUCGAACGCCUCGUCAGUUCCCGCUACCGCUCCUCCCCCUCGACAGUCGCUCUACCACCCACAAUCCUCGGCUCGCCUCUCCGUCGUCCCCUCCGUCCCCACAUCCGCAUCGCACUCUCGUUCUCGUCAACCGGCCUCUGGGUCCGCCAACCCGCGCCGCUCCGUCUCUCGAACCGGCCAACACUCGGCGGCAUCCUCGUCUCGCGGAGGAUCAAGCGGGUCAGAUGCGGACAGUGACGACGGCGAGAGGAGGAGAAGGACGAGGCGAGGUGUGCAGAGCGCGGCGGGAAGCGAUGAUGACGAGGUCGUGACGAGGGAUCGCGGCGAAGAGCUCGUCAGGAAGCGGUGGAAGGAGCGCAAGGAGGCCCGCAAAGUCGCCCUCGCCCAGCGCAUGAAGGAGGACUCGCAGCGACGGAUCUCGGCCUACACGAACAUGUCUUCGCAGGCAGGCGAUGUCUCCGACUCGCUCGGCCUCGGCUACCCCUCGAACCCGAACACGCCAGGUCCGCACGGUCGCGAGAUGUCUCUCGCUCGCUCGGAAGCCUUCUCGGAUCUCGCCGCACCUCGCUCGCCCGCCUUUCCCUCCGCCGCGCCUCCUUGGUCUCCUCUCGGCCUUCCUCCUCAUCACCAGCACCACCACGCCUACCCUCACAUUCCCCGCCCUUCGCUCGGCCAGCGCGGUACGAGUUUCGUUUCUUCCGCCUCAGCUUCUUCGCAAGCUGGCGCCGGAAGCGACACUGAAGGACCCGCACGGAGCAUCGUCGAGGCGGACGAGGAAGAGGGAGUCGACGGUGACGAGCCGAGAAUGGAGGACUGGCGAGACGGGGGAGCGGACGGCGAGCAUGACGCAGGAAACGACACCGACGACGAGGGAGAAGUCGAGUACACUUUGAAGGACAGGCAGGAUGCCAUCAACGUCGAGCACCCGUUCGGCCUUCCGAUCUGGAAGCCGGCGCUGUACAAGAAGUCCCGCUCGAUCGCACGACACGCUGACGCCGCCUUGCACGCCGCGCCCUCUUCAACCGCCCUGCACCACCUCCUCCCCUCGAACGUCAUCUGGACGCUCUCAUUCGGCGUCUGGCUCUUCAUCCUGUGCGGUGUCGUCAGCGCCAUCCUCUUCAUCACGCCGUUCGGCGGCGCCAAGUACGGCCGUGUUGUGUGGGAGCUGGGGACGUACCUCUUCUGGCCGUUCGGAAAGUACGUCGAAGGAUGGGUCGAGGAGCUUGACGACGGGAUCAAGUCGGACGAUGCCGCUCCCGACGGCGGGCAGGGCGUCCGCUCGGGCGACAUUUCGGACGAGGAGGACAACGCCGAACGCUUCGGCAGGCGAGGCCGCAGCGGGACGAUCGGUCAAGGCGGAACGAUCUCGUCCACCGUCUCUUCCCCUCGCCGCCCGCCCAUCCGAGCCGCCACAUUCGACGUCCUCCCCGACGAGCCCGUCCGUCGCAGCGACCGCACCGUCCGCCCGAAACCGAGCGAGAGCAGCCUCCGCGUUCCCGACGAGCACAGCUCGCUGCUCGACCGCACGCCUCAGCAGAACCGCAUCUACGGAUCGCUCGGACACGGCCACCACGACCGCAGCGACAAAGCGCACAGGUCCUCGAGUGAGGAGACGAUCACCGGCGACACGGUGCCGCGCAUUCGCAGCGUUGCACCUCACGACUUCAGCAAAGAUGGCGACUCGGCACACGGGUUCCGCCUCCGCGCCCUGGGCCGCAUCAUGUACUGGGUCGGGUUCUACCUCGUCAUCGCGCCCGUGCUCGCACUCGUCGCACUCGCAUGCUGGGGCGGCGUCUUUUCGAUUCCAAUGGCGAAACUGCUGUGGGUUCUCCUCCGCCACCUCAACAACGAGCCGCUCUCCCUGUACUUCCGCUCCCCGCCCGACUACCAGCCGGUCGUCCAGGACCUCGCGACGGACGUCGAGGCGCCCGAUGUGCACGCCGACGAUCCGACGCACCAGCAGCAGGACGCGACUUCGGUCGUCUACCCUCUCCGCGCCGGCCAGCCCGCUCCUCCGCAGCCUCGUCAAUCGCUCGUCGCCGACCGCCGCAAGGGUCGUCUCCGCGGCCCGCACCCGACGGUCCUCCUCUGCACGUACCGCGCCGCCGGUCUCGAGUACUACAAGUACACGGUCGACGGCGUCAACGUCUGGUUCGUUAACCUGCUCGCCCUCGUCUUCCUUGCGAUCGUCGACUUCUUCCUCGUCGCGCCGUACGUCGAGCGACACUACCCGACCGGCGGAGGCGGCGUCUUGCGCUUGAUCUCGAGCCAAGCGUUCGUCUUCGUCUCCGCCCUCCUCUCGGUCAUCCCGCUCUCGUACUUCAUCGGCAUGGCCGUCGCGUCCAUUUCGGCACAGAGCUCGAUCGGCGUCGGUGCCGUCAUCAACGCCUCGUUCGGCAGCGUCAUCGAGAUCGUGCUGUACAGCAUCGCGCUCACGCAGGCCAAGGGUGAGCUCGUCGAGGGAUCAAUCGUUGGCAGCAUCCUCGCCGGCGUCCUCCUCAUGCCGGGCAUGUCGAUGGUUGGCGGAGCGGCGAAGCGCAAGGAGCAGCGGUUCAACGCGAGGAGCGCGGGCGUCACCAGCACGAUGCUCAUCAUGGCCGUCAUCGGGACGCUCACGCCAACGCUGUUCUACGAGAUCUACGGAUCGUUCCAGCUCACCUGCACCGACUGCGACCCGCUCUCGCGCAAGGCCGGCGCCGCAUCGUGCAAGACCUGCUACUACGAGCACGUCAGCCCUGCCGACGACCCCUUCUACCGCACGACCGUCGUCCAGCUCUCGUACUACUGCGCCAUCAUCCUCGUCCUCUCCUACCUGAUCGGCCUCUGGUUCUCGCUCAAAACGCACGCCUCGCAGAUUUGGCAGAAUGCGCAGCCGGCGCACGAACACGGCGCAGCGCGCCCGCUCUCUGGCGCCCAGCACGCGAGUCUCGCCGACCGCCGCUCAAUCUACCAGCGCCUCGUCCCCGCCAACCUCAUCCAGCAAGUCAAGCGCCGCCCGUCCGCCAUGGGCAAGUCGCCGCUCCAGACGCCUUUCCUCGCGCCAGCUUCGCUUGAGAUGCCGCCGCAGACGCCGGGACUCAAGCCCGAUGGAUCAGCUCCUCAAUCGGCGCACCGCCCGGAACACUCGCAACAGCAGCACUUUGAGUCGGUCCAGCUUCCGCACGGCCUGACCGCCGACGAGUUCAGCCGCGCCUUCGAGAUCGUUGCUUCCGCUGCUCCCGCUCUUCGCCCUCACGCCGGCGCAGCGCAAUUGCACCGCGCCUCGUCGCAUAUGCGCGAAGUCUCGGCGCCUCAGCACGGCAAGGAGGAGGAAGCAGGUGGACAUGGAGGUCACGAUGCGCCGAACUGGAGCCGGACGAAGAGUGCGACGGUCCUGCUGGCAUGCACCGUUCUCUACGCCAUUAUCGCGGAGAUCCUGGUCGACGUGGUCGACGUCGUCCUCGACGGCUUCGCAAUCCCUGAGAAGCUGCUCGGCAUCACGCUCUUCGCCCUCGUCCCCAACACGACCGAGUUCAUGAACGCCAUCUCCUUCGCGCUCAACGGCAACAUUGCCCUGUCGAUGGAGAUCGGUUCCGCCUACGCCCUCCAAGUCUGCCUCAUCCAGAUCCCUGCCAUGCUCGCCUUCACGGCCUGGUACGGCAUCGGCAAGGAGACGAUGGCGCACCGUGCAUUCACCCUUGUCUUCCCGCGCUGGGACGCCAUCGCCAUCAUCUUUUCAAUCUUCCUCCUCACCUACGUCUACAUCGAGGCGCGCUCGACCUACUUCCGCGGCUCGCUCCUCUGCUUCGCCUAUCUCACGCUCCUCGGAGGAUUCGUCUGGGCACCCUCGGGCCGCGACACCUCCGACAACCCGUCCCUCCAGCCGCACACGCUCGUCGCCUCGGCCAUCCUUCCCUGCACACUCACCUUUGCCGGCAAAGCGAAGGCUCUCUUCCUCUCGCUUUUCACGCACUGA